Molecule: messenger RNA, 514 nt
Organism: Phaethon lepturus (White-tailed tropicbird)
Lineage: Eukaryota; Metazoa; Chordata; Aves; Phaethontiformes; Phaethontidae
Product: protein phosphatase 1H-like
Exons: 2
Source: RefSeq, a predicted model, not a curated record
GGUAAUAAAUGCAGGGAAGAGCACGCACAAUGAAGAUCAAGCCAGCUGUGAAGUCCUCUUUGUCAAGAAGAAAGCUGGAGGCGCUAAUUCUACACCAAACAAGAACUCCUCAACAAAACGGAGGUCGUCAUUGCCCAAUGGAGAAGGUCUCCAGCUGAAAGACAAUUCGGACACAGAUGGGAUCAACCUGUACUACUGGUCCCUGUUUGAUGGACACGCUGGGUCGGGGGCAGCUGUGGUCGCUUCCAAACUGCUGCAGCACCAUAUCCUGGAGCAGCUGCAGGAGAUCGUGGACAUCCUGAGGAACACGGCGGUCCUGCCGCCCACGUGCCUAGGAGAGGAGCCUGACAACCCGGCCACCAACAGCAGGACGCUGACACGGGCAGCCUCCCUGCGUGGUGGUGUGGGGCCCCCAGGCUCACCCAGCACCCCUCCAACACGCUUCUUCACCGAGAAGAAGAUCCCACAUGAGUGCCUCGUUAUUGGGGCCAUAGAAAGUGCAUUCAAGGAAAUG